AUGAACAAGUGGCAAGUGCUUUUGACGAUCUUGAGUGCAGUGUGAAAUGCUUCAAACAGUUGUGUGGCGAAAAAAUGAUAUUUUCCAUGCAACGCUCAUUUCUGUACUCUGUUGUUAAUUGCGCUGCGAGUGAGAAUCGCUGCUUCUGCUGGCAAGAUGAGGCGAGCAAGUGGGCGAGUCGUGUUCGUUUUUGUCGAAAAUGUGUACAAAAAUAAACAAAUGUCAAUACGUAAAUAAAAGUGCACCGAUUGCGAUUUAAGCCGAAAAAGCAAUGCAUACUAAAGUGUGAAACAUAAUAAAUACGUGAACAAUUCCAAUAUACGUAUGUAUGUAUGUAAGUAUACAUAUGCACUAAUACCAAAACCACUAGCAAGACACACAUACACGGCAGGCUUCGUUGUCCUUGUUCUUGUCGGUGCUUGUACCAUUCGUACGCUCGUGUGAUCCUUCGUUGUCGUUCGCAGCGGCAGCUGCAGCUGUGCCGCCUGCCACCGCUGGGUUGUGUUCAAGUUGCACAUAAAAAAAACGUUCACACACACAUUUGUGUCAAGCCGUCAAGUCCUUUAUUUCUUGCUGCUUGCACUGAAUGCCGUUAUCGUCGUUACCAUCGUCGCAUUCAUUGUUUUGCUGUGCCCGUUCGUUUACUAGCUCGUGCGUCCUUGGGCGUGAGUUGUUGUUACUGUUGCUCCUACUAUUCACUUCGUAGCGUACGUAAACCAAAAUUAAAAUGCCGCCAGCAUUGAUUGGUAUCUCCGAGUUUGUGGAGGAGACGCGCGAUGAUUACAACUCACCGACUACAUCGACAUUUGCAUCGCGCAUGCCGGAUUGCCGUCAAACUAUUGGAAUUUUGGAAGAGCGCCUGGAGUUCGAUCGCGAGGGAUUAACCAAGCUAAAGAAGGCCGUUAAAGCCAUACACAAUUCUGGAAAUACACAUGUUGAUAAUGAAAUGUUUCUGGUGCGAGCUCUGGAGCGAUUGGGUGGCAAGGUAAUUGAUCAAGAUGAGCCUGACAUUGGUGCAGCUUUUCUCAAAUUCUCCGUGGUCACCAAGGAGCUCAGCGCCCUCAUGAAAACGCUGAUGCAGAAUAUCAAUAACAUUGUCAUGUUUCCGGUGGACUCAAUGCUCAAAAGCGAACUGCGUGGCGUUAAGGGUGACAUGAAGAGGCCCUUCGAUAAGGCAGCCAAGGACUAUGAGGCUAAGUUCAUUAAAAUAGAGAAGGAGAAAAAAGCUCAGGCCAAGGAAGCGGGGAUGGUACGCACCGAAAUCGACGCCGCAGUUGUCGCUGAUGAAAUGGAGAAAGAGCGUCGCCUUUAUCAGCUGCAGACUUGUGAGUAUUUGCUGAAAUACAAAGAAAUCAAAACAAAAACUGGCAUCGAGUUACUGCAGCAUUUCAUCGAGUAUUAUCACGCGCUCAAUAAUUACUUCAAAGAUGGUCUACAAACCAUCGAGCACUUUGGCACGUACAUUGGCGAUCUAAGUGAAAAGCUGCAUGUAAUUAAACAGAAACAGGAUGAAGAUCGUCGUAGUCUGCACGAUCUGCGAACGCUGCUGCGCAGUACACCGGAUUUUGAGCGCGUUGACAAUGCAGCGGCGACAGCAUCGUCGGAAAAUCGCGGAGCCAGCAACACAGGCUACUCACUGCAUCAGCUGCAGGGAGAUAAACACCAUGGUGUUACUCGGCAAGGUCACUUACUAAAAAAGAGCGAAGGAAAGGUCCGUCGUGUAUGGCAAAAGCGGCGAUGCCGUGUUACGAGUGAUGGUUUUUUGGACAUCUUUCAUGCGGACGAAUCGAAGCCACCGACACGCGUGAAUCUAUUGACUUGUCAAAUCAAACCGGUGCCGGAUGACAAGCGCGGCUUCGAUCUUAUUAGCUAUAACAGGCCGUACCACUUUCAAGCAGAGGAUGAGGUGGAUCAAAAGGCCUGGAUGGCCGUGCUGGUCAAUUGCAAAGAGAAGGCACUUACAAAGGCGUUUCAGCAUGCGAAUCCGCAAAUGAGCCCCAGUUUGGUGGAGCUUCAAAAGACUGUGAUCAGAUACGUCCAGUUGCUGCCGGGCAACGAUCGGUGCUGCGACUGUGGCUCACGCAAUGAUGUUACCUGGAUAAGCCUGAACUUUGGAAUACUCGUGUGCAUACAGUGCUCGGGCGUGCAUCGUGAUUUGGGCGUGCAUCACUCACGCAUACAGAGCCUCACGUUGGAUAACCUUACUACCGCAAAUCUUCUGAUAGCGCGUGCCAUGGGCAAUAGUACGCUUAACGAUAUAAUGGAGGCGACGCUAGGAAGGGGAAAACUAACACAUGAGAGUAGCAUGGAGGAUCGAUACGACUUUAUACGCGCUAAAUAUGUGGCCAAACGUUAUGUAAUGCGUACCUGUUCCGAUGACAAUGACCUGCGUUGCGAUCUGGAACAGGCCAUUGUCAACGCGGAUAUGAGCCAGCUGUUGCAGGUCUGGGCCGAGGGCGCUGAUCUCACCUGUUGUCUGCCCUCUUCAGAUGCGGGCGAAACGGCAUUGCAUCUAGCUGUGCUGCGUGAGAUGGGCUCGACGUUGCACAUUGUCGACUUUCUCAUACAGAACAUGCCGCCUAAGGGCUUAAACAAGGCCACAAAUCCGCCCGGUGUCCUAGAUGUUACAGGAAAGAACACGGCUCUGCACUUGUGUGCGCUGCACGAUCGACGAGAGUGCAUGAAGCUGCUAUUACGCUCAGGUGCCGACUACGAGUUAAGAAAUUCACAAAAUAAAACAGCGCUCGACAUUGCCAAAGAGAUGGGACACAAUGGCUGUAAAGAGCUGAUUGAAUGUGCCAUAAAACGAGAGAAGAGCGCCUUUGAUCAUAUUAAUACAGAUUGGAAUCUUCCUAACGAGGAUGGGUCCACUGACUUUUCUGACGACGAUACUGUUAUUGAUGAGCGCAAAUCUCGUUCACGUCCGCCCAGUUUUGCUGGUGGUGACUCGCCCGUGCUGCGCUCACGAUCGUCCACGUGUGAUUCCAUACAGUCUAGUUCUAGUCCAAUUGCCAACUGUCCGAGUCGUCAAUUCACGCUUCCGUCCGGCCUACCCACCUACACGCAAUCCGCAGGCACCUCACCCAAGCAACACAUCACCGUUGGGCAGUACCUGGGCAGCGGAGGCAACGGUGGCAACGGCAAUGGCGGCGGUGGCGGUGGCGGUGGCUCCAGUCCUAGUUCGGCGUCCAGUCAGAGUGUGCGUGCGGCUCGGAAUAGCAUGAACAUGAACGUGCAGAAUGAACUGGCACACAUAACUGGAGCACGGAAAUCCACAUCAACGGCUAACAUGAACUCGCUAAAGAAACGUACAGCGCCGGCGCCACCGCCAGGCACAGUAAGCAAUGCGGCCUCCAGUUCAUUUUAUGGCACACUGCCGCACCCGCCAAGGCACUCGCAGAAUUUUGAUGCCAAUGACAUACGUGCUAUUAAUCACAAGAACCAAUCGUUGGACGUGGCUUAUGGUACAUUACCACAUCUGCGCUCUGUGGAGAGCAGUCCGCGGAUUUCAGGUGGGGGCGGAAGCUUUGGCUAUGACCGAUACGAUAAGUCUGCUGUCUGUCAGGAUCCCGGAGGCACAGGCAAUGGAAGCAAUAGCAAUCUUAUGCCAACAAUGACAACUUUUGGUCACAAGCGCUCUCCUAGUGGCGAGUCGCUUAAUCGUAAUAUUCAUUUGGCCGGUGCCAAGUUAGUAUUGCCUCCAACAGGGGAGCUCCCCACGCUGAAGCAUGUGGAUAAGUCGGCAUUGACUCGACCCAAAAUACCACCACCAGGACCUCCAGCAGAACGAGAAAUAUCCAAUGGUCAAUCGAAUGAGAGCAUCAGUUCCAUGGAUGAAGGUCCCAUAGCGCCGCCGCGCAAACGUAAGAACCAAAACUUGUUAAGAAUAGCGCAGUCCAGCGAGGAAACGCUCAUGAAUUUCACGCACUACGAUUCCUGGCAGACGGAUAUUGAUUCUUCUGGCGGAGGGCUGGAUCAUUCUGUUUCAUCGAGCGACAAUGACCGACUUAACUCGUCUCCUGAUAAUCAAGCGAAAAGCGGACUGGGAACAGCUACCAAAUUUCACCAUAAUGCUCAACGGCGCUGUCGCGCUCUUUACGAUUGCAUAGCCGAUAACGAUGAUGAACUGGAGUUUAAGGAGGGCGAAAUACUAAUCGUGCUUAAUGAACGCACAGAUGAUGAGAACUGGAUGGAGGGCAUUAUAGAGGGUCAGCCAGCGCGACGUGGCAUGUUUCCUGUUAGCUUUGUGCAUAUGCUCCCCGACUAAAUGUAAAUGCAACUCUUAAGAAAUUUGAGUGUUUUUCAAUCGUAAUAUUAAAUAGGAGAGAUGGUUUAUUUAUUACAUCUUUAUAACACAAGUUUAAGAGUACACUGCAUUCUCCUUCAGUGCAGCAAUUGAUUUACUCAGUUUAAAUCGUCUAUGAAAAUAGAGCAGACGGCACAGAUGCAUACAAAAUAAAUGCUUAACGUCUCAAGUAUAUCAAACUCAUUAGCAUUUCAUUUUAAAAGCAACCAAAACUAUUAAAUUAAAUUUCCUAUAUAUUUUUUAAUUGAUAAUUCAUAUUUCUACAUUUAUUUAAACCUAAUAUAUAUUGAUUGAGCUACAUAUGUAUAAGUAGACGCUGCUAUGAAUUGCUUUUAAAACUCAAAAUAUCCUGCAAUUGUGUUAUAAUGUGUAACUAGCUACCAUAUUUACCUAAUUUGCUAGCCUAACCAACAUCACGCUGUGUGUAAAAGUUACUCCUUCUGUAAAAAAAAAAAUCAAAUGAAAUUAUGUAAUGAUAUAUGCUUAACUAUACGCUGCCAUAUAUUAACAAGAAUAGCCGACCUGGUCUGGCGUUUUAAGUUACAUAAAAUAUGUAAUACUGUUGAUGGAUUUAAAUGAAAGUUUAUAAAACAA
Molecule: messenger RNA, 4900 nt
Organism: Scaptodrosophila lebanonensis
Lineage: Eukaryota; Metazoa; Arthropoda; Insecta; Diptera; Drosophilidae
Gene: Asap
Product: arfGAP with SH3 domain, ANK repeat and PH domain-containing protein
Exons: 15
Coding region: 728-4267 (1179 amino acids)
Biological process (GO): positive regulation of GTPase activity
Cellular component (GO): cytoplasm
Molecular function (GO): GTPase activator activity; protein binding
Source: RefSeq, a predicted model, not a curated record